Batrachochytrium dendrobatidis JAM81 is the source of this 3157-nucleotide messenger RNA. RefSeq lists its product as uncharacterized. The transcript is spliced from 3 exons. Bases 41 to 3073 code for a protein of 1010 amino acids. Lineage: Eukaryota; Fungi; Chytridiomycota; Chytridiomycetes; Rhizophydiales. The record is from RefSeq and is a predicted model, not a curated record.
CCGCUGACAUUUAGCCAGGACACUGUCCUUUAUACUUAGCAUGAGUAAUACAAAGGAUAGGGACAGUCAGACUCUAUUGGGGAGACUAAGAUCAUCCCGCACUGCAUGGACAACCACCGCCUUUUCAAAGUGUCUCACACCCUUUCCGACAGAUCCUGGGAGACACUUGUCAGGAAAAACUACAACUGCAGGAAAGGAUGGUCAGAUAGACCUUGAUGAGAAUGGCAAGGCUGAUUCUUUGGGUGGACACACUGGCUUUAAGGAGGACGGAGAACCUCGUCGCACCAUGACUGAUGUUCAUGUUCUAGGCACCGCAACCAUGGCCAUUGGGCCACAUCUGUUUCCAGAAACCACUUUCUACAAGGUUGUCUAUCUAUCUGAACCUCGCAAAAAAGGGACUGCUACUGGCACUUCCAUCGAUUUCAAUGCACUGACUUCUCAUCUGUCUACUGGGACUACUGCACCAGAUCUGCCUGCCGUGCUAUGGCCUCCUGUACUCCACCCUUUGUCCACUUCCAGUGCUGCUACAAAGGCGUCUAAAGACCCUCACAAUGGCAGUUCGUCUUUAUCCAAGGAUAAUGCCAAAGCUUAUCCUGCAUCUGCAAAUACACCCAGUGAUGAUUUAGAACACUCUGAUCAAGAUGCUGAAAAAGAGACCAACGACCAGCAACAACAAAUGCUCAACUUUCAGCAUCUAUUUUAUCCUCAGUUAAUGAAUCCUGCGUUUUCCGCCAUGUCUGGACUAAACGGUGCUGGUUUAUUUCCUGGGAUUGCUCCUGUACCUGAUCCAGUCUCGGAUAUUGAUGAAAAUCAAGAUGAUCAAACUUUUGGGUCCAUAAAUAACAAAGAGGAGAGCAAAGAAGAGCAAAAAGACUCGCACAUACAUGCUGAUCAACCGGUGCAGCCUACUACCGUACAGACAUCUUCCAUUCUGCAUGAUACUGCUAACGAUAGAUCAACCACCAAAACAAAGGCUAGCAAACCCAAACUUUCCAAAUCUACACCUUUAGUUUCUUCGCAGCCUCAGCUUAGAAGAGGACGAUCAUCAGCACAGUCCACGUCAACUGCCAGUACCCAAUCAGUAGUAAAGUCUGAGUCAGUCAGUGUAUUGCCAGAAGCUUCACCAGAAAUUGCCGUGUCUUCUUGCCCUACUCGAAAACUUAGCAAGCAGGAUGAAGACGAUGUCAAUGCAGAUACUGACGACUAUAGUGACGAGUACAGCGAUUGUCAUGACAAGGCAGGUGGUAAUGAGACGGAUGACAAAGAAGACGCGGAUGUUGGCGUCGGUUUAAAUGAGCAGACCGAGCAGAAUGCCGAUAUGGAUGCAAGCAACAAUAUCGAAGAUGAUAUUGAUGCCAGAGAUAAAGCUUCUUUUACUGGCGAGUCAGGUACGAAUGGAGCACUUUCUUUUAUGGAUAUGUCCCAAUUGGCAUCUACUUCUGCUUCUGGAAGUUUUUUCCCCCAAUUUUUUCCUCCAACUAAUAUUGAGACUGCAGAUUCUUCAGGAUCACUUUCGUCACAACAGAAUAUUCUUGCUGCUGCCCAAGCAAUACAAUUCCAGCAUAUGAUGGCGCUUUUUGGAAUAGGCGGAGCUCCUGGCACACACGGACAAGGGGGUCAAGGAGUAUCAUCAUUAGGUAUGCCAAAUCUGCAACUUCAAAUGCUAAUGCAGAUGCAGCAGCAACAAGCACAAUCUUCACAACAACAGCAACCCUGCAACUUUUCUCCAUCAGCUUUUCCUUUUUAUCCUGGAAUCAACCCAUUUAAUUCAACUUUGCUUCAGCUUGCAUUAUUACAGCAGAAACAACAGGCUUUUGGACCUAAGCAGCGACGAUCCUUUCGUAAAUCUUAUGGAUCUGCUUUUGGCACUUAUCCCAACUCUAAACUAUACAAUCGACCCUAUAGAACAGUAUCUGCUACAUCAAUGCCAAAGGAUCCCAAAAGCGUCUACGAUGUGCUGUUUGAGUUUCGCGAAUCACCUGGCUUAAGAUGGGUCAUUCCAAAGAAUGCAAUCUAUCAAACUGACCAAACUGAGGCCCCUUAUACCAUCAAAGUAUGCUUCCAUUUGCCAUACAAACACCAAGGCAUUGUGCUGCGUGUUCUUGAUGCAAAUAUUGAUAUUUUGAAUGCCAUCAAGACUGUCCCUAAUGAAGCAAAGGUGUCUCGGAGAUUUAUGGUCAAAAAAAUGCAAGGCUUUUUCCAGUCAAGGGGAAAAGAGAAAAAGGCGACAAUCCAGUGUGUCAAGUUUGACGCCAACCAUCUUGAUAUCGGCGUUGAAUUUGCUAUUCCCUCCAGCACAAAUCGCAUGCAAUUACAGCAUGAGGGUUUUUUGCAGUCGACUGUGGAUGCUAGUUUGUUAAACUUGCUGGAAUCAACACGAAAUGUAUAUGCCAAGGAGACCAACGAUACUUAUUUAGAUACUGAAGAGGACAAAGUAGUAAUUCAAGAAAUGCUGACUGAUCAAAAUUUAGCUAUUAAGAAGCGGUCAGCUAUUGCAAUGGCUGCUGCUGCUGCUGCCUCUGCUCACGAUGAUGAUUUUGGUUUCUCUAAACCGUCUACUUUAGAAGCGCAUAAGCCUGGUUUGAAGUCUAAGCGCGCCAAAACAACUCAUCCAUUACCCAAAGCAUCUGUUAAAUCCACAAGUCGAAAAACGACAAGAUCUGGUGUUAAAUGCGUAUUGACUGAGCCGGAAAAUGCUUCAAAGUCGACGCCUCAAAUGAACCCUAAUGCUGCCAAAACAUCUAAACCUUCUAGAGGAUCAAAAACAGCCCAAAAUUCCUUUACCCCUGCUUCUUCUCGUGCAGCCCAGUCUGCUUCCAAAGGCUAUGUUGCGCCAGGGAGAUCAUCUCGACGUAGUAUAAUGGCUUCUGCACUUUCACGCCAAGCAAUAGAGUCCAAUAAAGUAGUUGAGCCCUUAUCUGACGAUACCGCUUCUCCGAGUUCUGGUGCCGAGGACGAGCUGGACGAUGGCAUUCAAAAGAAGCAAGAGAAUAAUUUCAACGUAAAUACUGCUCAUAUGGAGAUUGUCGAGGAUGAUGAUGACGAUGAUAUUAUUGACGGGUCAGAUUGCUGAUAUUUGUUUUGCAUACGUUGUAUUCUUUGACGCAUUUCUAUUUUAAUAUUUCUGUUAAAUACGAGAAUGAACCACUCUCAUGCC